Messenger RNA from Manis javanica (Malayan pangolin), 4481 nucleotides. It is a transcript of the gene ITGAM, whose product is annotated as integrin subunit alpha M. The record is from RefSeq and is a predicted model, not a curated record. NCBI's taxonomy places the organism in Eukaryota, Metazoa, Chordata, Mammalia, Pholidota, Manidae. Gene Ontology annotation, molecular function: integrin binding. Gene Ontology annotation, cellular component: external side of plasma membrane; integrin complex. Gene Ontology annotation, biological process: integrin-mediated signaling pathway; cell-matrix adhesion; cell-cell adhesion.
UGGCUUUGGUGGCUUCCUUUAAUUCGCUCGGCAGUGUGUGUAGCCCCACUGUUCCUGCUCACUCCAGCUAUGAUUCAUAAAGUUCUUCUGUUAACAGUCUUGGCCUUAUGUCAUGGGUUCAACCUGGACACUGAAACUGUAAAGAUCUUUCAAGAGAAUGCAAGGGGCUUUGGGCACAGCGUGGUCCAGCUUGAGGGAUCCAGGAUGGUGGUUGGAGCCCCCCAGGAGAUAAAGGCUGUCAACCAAACAGGUGGCCUCUACCAGUGUGACUACAGCAUGGCCGCGUGUGAACCCAUCCACCUGCAGGUUCCCCCAGAGGCUGUGAACAUGUCCCUGGGCUUCUCUUUGGCAUUUGCCACCAAACCUUUCCGGCUGCUGGCCUGUGGCCCCACUGUGCACCAAACUUGUAAGGAAAACACCUAUGUGAAUGGCUUCUGCUUCCUGUUUGGGUCCAACCUACUGCAGCAGCCCCAAAAAUUCCCAGAGGUCCUCAGAGAGUGCCCUCAGCAAGAGAGUGACAUCGCCUUCUUGAUUGAUGGCUCUGGUAGCAUCAUCCCGAAUGACUUUCAGCGGAUGAAGGAGUUUGUCUCAACUGUGAUGAGUCAAUUUAAAAAGUCUAAAACCUUGUUCUCUUUGAUGCAGUACUCUGAAGAAUUCCAGACUCAUUUCACCUUCAGUGAUUUCAAGAAAAACCCUAACCCAGGAUCGCUGGUGAGGCCAAUAAAACAGCUGCUUGGAAGGACACAUACUGCCACAGGAAUCCUCAAAGUAAUAAGAGAACUGUUUCACAGCAGCAGUGGAGCCCGGGAGAAUGCCCUUAAGAUCCUAGUUGUCAUCACAGAUGGAGAAAAGUUUGGCGAUCCCUUAGAGUAUGAGGAUGUCAUCCCUGAAGCAGAGAAAGCGGGGGUCAUUCGCUAUGUCAUUGGGGUGGGAGAUGCCUUUAACAGUUUGAGAUCCCGCCAAGAGCUUAAUAUCAUUGCAUCCAAGCCAGUUCGUGAUCAUGUGUUUCGGGUGAAUAACUUUGAAGCUCUGAAGACCAUUCAGAAUCAGCUUCAGGAAAAGAUCUUUGCAAUUGAGGGUACUCAUACAGGAAGUACCAGCUCCUUUGAGUAUGAGAUGUCUCAGGAAGGCUUCAGUGCUGCCAUCACCUCUAAUGGCCUCUUGCUGGGUGCUGUGGGGAGCUUUGACUGGUCUGGUGGUGCCUUUCUACAUAAGUCAAAGAAUAAAUUCACCUUCAUCAACAGGGUAGCCUCAGACAUGAGUGAUGCUUACUUGGGUUAUGCUGCUGAAGUCAUCUUGCGGAGCCGGGUGCAAAGCCUGGUUCUGGGAGCGCCUCGAUAUCAGCACACUGGCCUGGUGGUGAUGUUCAGAGAGAAUGCUGGUGCCUGGGAGACCAACACAGUUAUCAAGGGCAGCCAGAUUGGCUCCUACUUCGGGGCCUCCCUCUGUUCCGUGGACAUGGACAAAGAUGGCAGUUCUGACCUGGUCCUAAUUGGGGCUCCCCAUUACUAUGAGCCGACCCGGGGAGGCCAGGUGUCUGUGUGCCCCUUGCCUCGUGGGAGGGCUAGGUGGCAGUGUGAGGCUGUUCUCCAUGGGGUGCAGGGCCAGCCCUGGGGCCGCUUUGGGGCAGCCCUGACAGUGCUGGGGGAUGUGAAUGGGGACAAGCUGACGGACGUGGCCAUCGGGGCCCCAGGAGAGCAGGAGAACAGGGGUGCUGUCUACAUAUUUCAUGGAACUGCAGAAGUGGGCAUCAACACCUCCCACAGCCAGAGGAUUUCAGGCUCUCAGCUAUCCCCCAGUCUCCAGUAUUUUGGUCAGUCACUGAGUGGGGGCCAGGACCUCACAAUGGAUGGACUGGUGGACCUGGCUGUAGGGGCCCAGGGACAUGCACUGCUGCUCAGGUCCCAGCCUGUGCUAAAAGUUGAAGUGACCAUGGAGUUCACACCCAGGGAAGUGGCAAGGAAUGUGUUUGAGUGUCGUGAGCAAGUGGUGAGAGGCCAGAAUGUUGGAGAGGUCAACAUCUGCUUUCGUGUUCGCAAGAACACACGGGACCGGCUGAGGGAAGGAGAAAUCCAGAGCAUUAUCACCUAUGACCUGGCUCUGGACCCAAGUUUCCUACAUCCCCGGGUCUUCUUUGAUGAGACAAAGAACAGCACAAGCAGACAGACACAGACCUUGGGGCUGAGUCAGAAGUGUGAGAUCCUGAAGCUACGGUUAUUGUAUUGUGUAGAGGACUCAGUGACUCCCAUUGUCCUGCUUCUCAACUUCUCUCUGGUGGGGAAGCCCUUGGCCUCUUAUGGGAACCUCCGGCCAGUGCUGGCUGUGGAUGCUCAGAGACUCUUCACAGCCUCGUUUCCCUUUGAACAGAAUUGUGGUAGUGAUGGCAUUUGCCAGGAUGACCUCAGCAUCACUUUCAGUCUUAUGAGCCUGGACACCCUGGUGGUGGGUGGUCCCCGGGACUUCAACGUGACACUGACAGUGAGAAAUGAGGGUGAGGACUCCUACUGGACUCACGUCAACUUCUUCCACCCACCUGACAUGUCCUAUCGAAGGGUAUCAGAGGCCCAGAACCAACGCACAGGGCGAUUCUGGCGCCUGACCUGUGAGUCUGGCAUCCCCACCAAUGGGUCUGGGGACUUGAAGAUCAGCAGCUGCAGCAUAAACCACCCUAUCUUCCCAAACAACUCAGAGGUCACCUUUAAUAUCACAUUUGAUGUGGGCUCUGAUGCUUCCCUUGGGAACAGACUGCUCCUCAAGGCCAGUGUGACCAGUGAGAACAACAUGCCCAGGACCAACAAAACUGAGUUCCAGCUGGAGCUGCCUGUGAAAUAUGCUAUCUACUUGGUGGUCACCAGCCAAGAGGUCUCCACCAAAUAUCUCAACUUCACAGCCUCAGAGAAGACCAGCCACAUUAUAGAGCAUCAGUAUCAGUUCAACAACUUGGGGCAGAGGAGCCUUCCUGUCACUGUGGUCUUCUGGGUCCCCAUCCAGCUGAACCAGGUUGCUGUGUGGGACAACCUGGAGGUCACUUCCUCCAAGAACCUCUCCAGUAUGUGCCACUCUGAGAAGAGGGAUCCCCCCAAACCUAACUUCCUGGAGGAGCUUAAGAAGACCCCAGUGUUGAACUGCUCUGUUGCUGUAUGCCAGAGAAUCAAGUGUGACAUCUCAUUCUUUAACAUCCUGGAAAAAGUCUCUGUCACUCUCAAAGGCAAUCUCUCAUUUGACUGGUAUAUUAAGACUUUGCCUAACCACCUUCAGGUUGUGAGCGUGGCGGAGAUCUUGUUUGAUGAGUCAAAGUUUGCCCUGCUGCCAGAACAGGGGGCAUUUCUGAGGGCCCAGACAGAGACCAGAGUGGAGCUGCUGGAAGUGCAUGACCCUGUACCGCUUAUAGUGGGCAGCUCAGUCGGGGGGCUGGUGCUCCUGGCUCUUAUUGCCGCCGGACUGUACAAGCUCGGCUUCUUCAAACGGCAGUACAAGGACAUGAUGAGUGAAGCUGGUCCUGAAGCUGCCUCACCCCAUUAGUGGCUCCUUCCUUGCUGGGUGGCCUCUCCUGCCUCAAGCAGGACUUUGGUUAGACCAGCAUGCAAGUCUCCAGACUGCUGGAUGGAUGUGUCUCUUAGGAGACUGGAGUGGUGAUGUUUCACUCAGGAAGACCUGCGUUGGUUUCCAUUCACAUGUGUGUGCGCAGCAUGUUCAUGACUGUGUGAGUUGUAUAUGUGAAGCAGAUGUCUCUUGCAUGGGGACAGGUGCCUUCAGCACAACUUCUCAGGCAGAAGAGAACUUCUUGGGCUGGGACAGAGGUGAUGGCAGCUCUUAUGGGUGAACGUAAAGGGAAAUGGAACAGAUCCUCCCACUGCUGAAGGAAGUGAGGCCUCCUUGUGUGGAUGAGCAUGCAGACCUGUGGGAGCCUGUGCAGUCGGGCCAGGAGCACAGAGAGGAGAUGUGCUGAAACCAAUAUCUGGUCAGCCUGUUCAACCCAUUCCACGCUAGAGCUACAAAGAUCUGAUGAGCAAUGGCAUAUAUCCCUUUAUCUAUUCAUUUACUUACUACUUUGUUACUUUUAUUUUUUUGAAUGGGUAAACCUGUCCGUAGUCCAAAAAUCUGAAGAUGUGCAAGGAAGGAUAAGUGGUGAAAAGUCUUCUUUCCCUCUUGGUCCCCUCAGCCAUUCAAGUCCCACUUAAAGGGCAGUCAAGGCUAUGUUUGUAGGUCUCCUUCACAAAAAUACAGGCCUGUGCACACACACAUAAACACAAGCUUUUUAACACAAAGGCUAACUAGCAUGUUAUUUAUACUGUUCUACAUCUUGCUUUUUUAAAAAUAGUAUUGCUCAGAUUAUUUCAUAUCAAGACAUAAAGUACUUUUCAUUCUUUUAUACAACUCCAUACUGUUCUGUCAUGUGGAUGGAUCAUAAUGUAUUUAAUCUCUCUUCUUUUGAUAUAUUAUUUUCAACCAUUCACAAACAAUGGUGAAUUAAUAAAUUG